Messenger RNA from Nicotiana attenuata, 1657 nucleotides. RefSeq lists its product as uncharacterized. Lineage: Eukaryota; Viridiplantae; Streptophyta; Magnoliopsida; Solanales; Solanaceae. The transcript is spliced from 3 exons. The record is from RefSeq and is a predicted model, not a curated record. The coding region runs from base 1005 to 1622 and encodes 205 amino acids.
AGUUGGCAUCUUGACUUCCAACUCAAACAAUUAAAAGUGUAAAUAUGAUAUUGAUUUGUAAAUAUGAUAUUGAUUUGUAAAUCUGAUAUGAAUAGAAAAAUCAAUUAUAAAUUUGUUACCUUUACCUAGUGCUACAAAAUAGUCUAAUAGAUUGUUCGAUAGUAGUUAUAAGAACACCUUAUUAAAAGGGAGUCUGCCAACAAAAUUUUAGAUGGAGGGUUCACGUAAUACCCGAAAGAAGUAAAAGAGUUUUUCUUGAGGCUUCGAGUAUAGUGUUGGUAUGGUUCCAAGAAAUCGUAUCAGGUGCUCCCAAAGCCUAGCACGUGUGCGUCCUUCACCGGUACGAAUUUGAUCUCUUAAUUCUCGAAUUGAUCCUGUUAAGUUUUUUUUUGUUUUCUCUUUCCAAUUCAACAAUGCAAUUGCUACUGUAUUAGGACUCUUUAUAUAAGACUUUGUUGCGGCAGAAAGUUUUUAUUUUUUGCUUCGAAACCCCUCCCUUAAUCCAUAUUCUUUAUAUUUUUUGACUCUACCAAGUCUUUCCCAUAGGUUUUGGCCCAUUAUCCCUUUUUUUUAUUUUUUUUAUUUUUUAAACUUAAAUUAUAUACUAAAUACCCCAUAUGACAUCAUUUAAAAUAUUGGGGGUAUUACAUUAUUCCGAGGAUGCAAUAGAAGAAGCUAGGGCUCUGCGUAUGCCCGAUCCGAGCAAGGUCCUUGAAGAAGAUCCCUUUCAGAGUUGCUUUGCUGGGGUCGAUGAUACCGCCGACCUUAACGAUGCAUCCACCCUCUUCUAAGAGGCCCAACAUCUCCUUUCUCGGGCCAUUGUAAAGCAUAGAGCUGAGCUGAGCCAAUGUGAGGACUAGCUCAAGAAAGUUUCAGGUGAAGAGAAGGACCUGAGGCUCCUCUGUAGCCAAAAGGAUGAGGAGCUUAAGGAUCUUCGGGCUGAAUUGGCGAAAGCCCAGAAAAACGAGGCCGAGCUAGAUGAGCAGCUACAGCAAAAGUUGGAGAUGAUUGGGCAGCUCCAGAGCAAGGUUGAUCAAGUUAAAGCUGAUUGUCAUAGGUGGAAAAAGAACAUGGAUCAGCUUGCUGCCGAUAAGGAAGUUGUUACAGCCCAACUGGCCUCGGCUGAAACUCAGCUCCAAGGCAUUAAAGCGAAGGGUCUGGCUCAGGCCAAGAAGAUUGACGAGUUAGAGGCAGAGCUCGCUAGAGCCCGGGCCGAAGCUGCACAGGCUAAGGUUGAAGCUGAGAAGACAAAGCCUGCGGCUAAUAAAUCCAUUGCCGUAUACUUAAGGAACGUCGCGGCCGUUAAAGCUGAGUUGAGGGAGGCCUCCAACCGGGAAAAAUGGAGCAAUGAGUUGGCCAAGUGCCAAGCCCGGAGGGAGAUCCUCGAAGAAGUCAAUUCCCGAGGGUUCAAUUUUGCCGAGGUGAUAGCCGAGGCAAAGGCGCGGGAAAUCGAUAUCAUGUUUAUUUCCUCUUUUGAUGAUGAGGAUGUAGCGAGUGGCUCCGGGAAUGGGGAAUGUGAAGAAGAUAUUCCUGAGGGAGAGGAGGCUCCCGAAGAUAGAGCUGGCGAAGGUGCAAUUCCUGAGGAUUGCGCUCCCGGGGAUCUGACCCCGAAAAUAGAUUAGGUUUUCUUUUUCUUUUUUGUGCAAGGGCCCCUUGC